GGAUGUCUGGAGGCGAGGCGUCCCAUUACAGAGCAAGGAGCUCGCUAUAUAAGCCAGUCAAAGCUGGCUGCUCUGGCCACAGCCUGCCUACUGUCACACGCUCUCCAGCGCGCAGACACACGCGCUCACCUCCCGGCUACACAAAGACAGCUAGGCUGAGGACGCCGGACCGCGCACGUGGGAACCGCUGCUGCUCGCCAGGUCCGCGCUCCGGGGAGCCUGUGAGCACAGGUCCUGGGUCUUCCCAACCAGGGACAGAAAAACGUUCUUUCGGGAAGAUUGACGAUGACUGAUUUGGAUGCUACUCUGUGCUUCUAAUUUCCAAGUUAGUACAAGACUAAGAGACUCUAGAACCCCAGAAACACCUUGCCAAGCCCACCUCUAUCAUGGGAGCCAUGACUCGGCUAUUACUGGGAAUCUUCCUAGCUUUGCUUGUGCUCCCUUCAGAAAGUGGGGUCCUCAAAAAAGUUAUCAGGCACAAGCGGCAGAGUGGGGUGAAUGUCACCCUCCCAGAGGAGAACCAGCCAGUGGUGUUUAACCAUAUCUACAACAUCAAGCUGCCCAUGGGAUCACAGUGUUCUGUGGAUCUGGAAUCGACCAGUGGAGAGAAGGACCUGGCCCCUCCUUCAGAGCCCAGCGAAAGCAUCCAAGAACACACAGUGGAUGGGGAAAACCAAAUCGUCUUCACGCACCGCAUCAACAUCCCCCGCCGGGCCUGUGGUUGUGCUGCUGCUCCAGACGUCAAGGAGCUCCUGAGCAGGCUGGAGGAGCUGGAGCUCAUGGUAUCCUCCCUGAGGGAGCAGUGCACCAUGGGAACAGGUUGCUGUCUCCAACCUGCAGAAGGCCGCCUGGACACCAGGCCCUUCUGCAGUGGCCGAGGUAACUUCAGCACUGAAGGGUGUGGCUGCGUGUGCGAGCCUGGCUGGAAAGGCCCCAACUGCUCCGAGCCCGAGUGUCCAGGCAACUGUAACCUGCGAGGCCAGUGCCUGGAGGGACAGUGCGUCUGUGAGGAGGGCUUCACGGGCGAGGACUGCAGCCAGCUGGCCUGUCCCAGUGACUGCAAUGACCAGGGCAGGUGUGUGGACGGGGUCUGCAUCUGCUUUGAAGGCUACGCGGGGGCUGACUGCAGCCAGGAAGUCUGCCCGGUGCCCUGCAGUGAGGAGCACGGCAGGUGCGUGGACGGCCGGUGCGUGUGCCAGGAAGGCUUUGCAGGCGACGACUGCAACGAACCCCUGUGUCUCAACAACUGCUAUAACCGCGGGCGCUGUGUGGAGAACGAGUGCGUGUGCGAGGAGGGUUUCACAGGCGAGGACUGCAGUGAGCUGGUCUGCCCCAACGACUGCUUUGACCGUGGCCGCUGCCUCAACGGCACCUGCUACUGUGAAGAGGGCUUCACAGGCGAGGACUGUGGCACACUCACCUGCCCUAAUGACUGCCAGGGGCGGGGCCGGUGUGAGGAAGGCCAGUGUGUGUGUGAUGAAGGUUUUGCCGGUGCUGACUGCAGUGAAAAGAGGUGUCCUGCCGACUGUCACCACCGCGGACGCUGCAUUAACGGGCAGUGUGAGUGUGACGACGGAUUCACGGGACUUGACUGUGGGGCGCUCAAGUGCCCCAAUGAUUGUAGUGGCCAUGGCCACUGUGUCAAUGGCCAGUGUGUGUGUGACGAGGGCUACACAGGGGAGGACUGCAGCCAGCAGCGGUGCCCCAAUGACUGUCACAACCGGGGCCGCUGCAUAGACGGAAAGUGUGUGUGCGAACCAGGCUUCCAGGGCUACGACUGUAGUGACAUGAGCUGCCCCAAUGACUGUCACCAGCAUGGCCGCUGCGUGAAUGGCAUGUGUGUCUGUGACGACGACUACACAGGGGAAGACUGCAGGGACCGCCGCUGUCCCCGGGACUGCAGUAACCGGGGCCGCUGUGUGGACGGGCAGUGCCUGUGUGAGGACGGCUUCACCGGCCCCGACUGUGCAGAGCUGGCCUGUCCCAACGACUGCCACGGCCAAGGCCGCUGCGUGAAUGGACAGUGCGUGUGCCACGAGGGCUUCACGGGCCAAGACUGCAAAGAGCGAAGGUGUCCUGCCGACUGCCACGGCCAGGGCCGCUGCGUGGACGGCCAGUGCGUGUGUCACGAGGGCUUCACAGGCAUGGACUGUGGACAGCGCUCCUGUCUCAAUGACUGCAGCAACUUGGGACAGUGCGUUUUGGGUCGCUGCAUCUGCAACGAGGGCUACUCCGGGGACGACUGCUCACAGGUGUCCCCUCCCAAAGACCUCAUCGUGACAGAAGUGACAGAAGAGACCGUAAACCUGGCGUGGGACAAUGAGAUGCGAGUCACAGAGUACCUCGUAGUGUACACACCCACCCAUGCCAAUGGCCUGGAAAUGCAGUUCCGGGUGCCUGGGGACCAGACGUCCACCAUCAUCCGGGAGCUGGAGCCUGGCGUGGAGUACUUCAUCCGCGUGUUUGCCAUCCUGGAGAACAAGAAGAGCAUCCCCGUCAGUGCCAGGGUCGCCACCUACUUGCCUGCACCUGAAGGCCUAAAAUUCAAGUCCAUCAAGGAGACCUCUGUGGAAGUGGAGUGGGAUCCUCUAGACAUUGCUUUUGAAACAUGGGAGAUCAUCUUCCGGAAUAUGAAUAAAGAAGAUGAGGGAGAGAUCACCAAAAGCCUGAGGAGGCCAGAGACCUCUUACCAGCAAACUGGCCUGGCCCCUGGGCAAGAAUAUGAGAUAUCUCUACACAUCGUGAAAAACAACACCCGAGGCCCUGGCCUGAAAAGGGUGACCACCACCCGCUUGGAUGCCCCCAGCCAAAUCGAGGUGAAAGAUGUCACAGACACCACAGCUCUCGUCACCUGGUUCAAACCCCUGGCUGAGGUCGACGGCAUUGAGCUCUCUUAUGGCAUCAAGGAUGUGCCAGGUGACCGCACCACCAUCGAUCUCACCCACGAUGAGAACCAGUACUCCAUUGGGAACCUGAAGCCCGACACCCAGUAUGAGGUGUCCCUCAUCUCCCGCCGGGGUGACAUGUCCAGCAACCCAGCCAAAGAGACCUUCACAACAGGCCUGGAUGCACCUAGGAAUCUCCGACGCGUCUCCCAGACAGACAGCAGCAUCACCUUGGAAUGGAGAAAUGUCAAGGCAGCCAUCGACAGCUACAGAAUCAAGUACGCACCCAUCUCUGGCGGUGACCACGCCGAGGUCGAUGUUCCAAAGAGUCAACAAACCACAACCAAAACCACACUCACAGGUCUGAGGCCAGGAACCGAGUAUGGGAUUGGAGUCUCCGCUGUGAAGGAGGACAGGGAGAGUGAUCCAGCGACCAUCAACGCUGCCACAGAAAUUGAUGCACCCAAGGAUCUUCAGGCUUCUGAAACCACAGAGAACAGCCUGACCCUGCUGUGGAAGAUGCCACUGGCCAAGUUUGACCGAUACCGUCUCAACUAUAGCCUCCCCACGGGCCAGUCAGUGGAGGACCAGCUGCCGAGAGACACCACCUCAUAUGUGUUACGAGGCCUGGAGCCUGGCCAAGAGUACACCAUCCUGCUCACGGCUGAGAAGGGCAGGCACAAAAGCAAACCAGCCCGCGUGAAGGCCUCCACUGAACAUGUACCCGAACUGGAAAAUCUCACCAUGACUGAGGUUGGCUGGGAUGGCCUCAGGCUCAACUGGACGGUCUCAAGGCUGCCACUCCUUAUAGAGUCUCCAUCUAUGGGGUGAUCCGGGGCUAUAGAACACCGGUGCUCUCUGCUGAGGCCUCCACAGCCAAAGAACCUGAAAUUGGAAACUUAAAUGUUUCUGACAUAACUCCAGAGAGCUUCAAUCUCUCCUGGACAGCUACUGAUGGGAUCUUCGAGACCUUUACCAUUGAAAUUAUUGAUUCCAAUAGGUUGCAGCAGAUGGUGGAAUAUAAUAUAUCCGGCGGUGAACGAACUGCCCACAUCUCAGGGCUCCCCCCUAGUACUGAUUUCAUUAUCUACCUCUCUGGACUUGCUCCUAGCAUCCGGACCGAAACCAUCAGUGCCACAGCCACCACAGAGUCAGAGCCACAGCUGGGCACGCUAAUCCUUAGCAAUGUUACUCCUGACAGCUUCAACGUCUCGUGGACCGCUCAAGCUGGGCUCUUUGCAAAGAUUGUUAUCAAUGUGAGCGAUGUUCACUCACUGCAUGGGUCCCAGCAGCUCACAGUCCCAGGAGACACACAGCAAGCUCACAUCACAGGCUUGGUGGACAACACUGCCUAUGACGUUAGUGUGGCAGGGACCACGUGGGCUGGUGAGGCCACCAGGCCCCUCACUGCUUUUGUCAUUACAGAGGCCUUGCCCCUUCUGGAAAACCUAACCAUUUCCGACAUUAAUCCCUACGGGUUCACAGUUUCCUGGAUGGCAUCGGAGAAUGCCUUUGAGAGCUUUCUAGUAACGGUGGUGGAUUCUGGGAAGCUGCUGGACCCCCAGGAAUUCACACUUUCAGGAACUCAGAGGAAGCUGGAGCUUAGAGGGCUCAUAACUGGCAUUGGCUAUGAGGUUAUGAUCUCUGGCUUCACCCAAGGGCACCAAACCAAGCCCUUGAGGGCUGAGGUUAUUACAGAAGCUGAACUGGAAGUUGACAACCUUCUGGUUUCAGAUGCUACCCCAGACAGUUUCCGUCUGUCCUGGACAGCUGAUGAAGGGAUGUUCGACAGUUUUGUCCUCAAAAUCAGAGACACCAAAAAGCAGUUUGAACCACAGGAAAUAAUCCUCCCUUCCCCUGAACGUACCAGGGACAUAACAAAUCUCAGAGAGGCCACUGAAUAUGAAAUUGAACUCUAUGGAAUACGCAAUGGAAGGCGAUCCCAGCCAGUCAGUACCAUAGCAACAACAGCCAUGGGCUCUCCAAAGGAACUCAUUUUCUCAGACAUCACUGAGAACACAGCCACUGUCAGCUGGAAGGCACCCACUGCCCAGGUGGAGAGCUUCCGGAUUACCUACGUGCCGAUGAGUGGAGGGAUGCCCUCGAUGGUGACCGUAGAUGGGGCCACAAGGGAGGCCAGGCUGGUGCAGCUCAUCCCCGGGGUGGAGUACCUGGUCAGCGUCAUCGCCAUGAAGGGCUUCGAGGAAAGCGAACCAGUGUCAGGCUCACUCACCACAGCUCUGGAUGGUCCGUCCAGCCUGGUGAUGGCCAACAUCACUGACUCUGAAGCCUUGGCCAUGUGGCAGCCAGCCAUAGCCCCUGUGGACAGUUACAUCAUCUCCUACACAGGAGAGAGAGUGCCAGAAAUUACACGCACAGUGUCCGGGAACACAGCAGAGUAUGCUCUGACUGACCUGGAGCCUGCCACGGAAUACACACUGAGAAUCUUCGCGGAGAAAGGACCCCAGAAGAGCUCCACUAUCACUACCAGGUUCACAACAGAUCUGGAUGCUCCAAGAGAUUUGACUGCUUCUGAGGUUCAAUCAGAAACUGCCCUCCUCACCUGGCAACCUCCUCGGGCAUCAAUCACUGGUUACCUCCUGGUUUACGAAUCCCUGGAUGGUACACUCAAGGAAGUUAUCAUGGGUCCCGACACCACCUCCUACAGCCUGACAGACCUGAGCCCAUCCACCCACUACACAGCCAGGAUCCAGGCACUGAGUGGACCCCUGCGGAGCAAGCUGAUCCAGACUGUCUUCACCACAAUUGGGCUCCUGUACCCCUUCCCCAGGGACUGCUCCCAAGCAAUGCUGAAUGGAGACACCACCUCUGGCCUCUAUACCAUUUAUCUGAACAACGAUAAGGCCCAGGCUCUGGAAGUCUUCUGUGACAUGACCUCUGACGGCGGUGGCUGGAUCGUGUUCCUGAGACGCAAAAAUGGCCGUGAGGAUUUCUAUCGAAACUGGAAAGCCUAUGCUGCUGGAUUCGGGGACCGCAGGGAAGAAUUCUGGCUUGGGCUGGAUAACCUAAGCAAAAUCACUGCCCAAGGGCAAUACGAGCUCCGUGUGGACUUGCAAGACCAUGGAGAGACAGCCUACGCUGUUUACGACAGGUUCAGUGUGGGAGACGCCAAGACUCGGUACAAGUUGAAUGUGGAAGGGUACAGCGGGACAGCAGGGGACUCCAUGGCCUACCACAAUGGCAGAUCUUUCUCCACCUAUGACAAGGACACAGACUCAGCCAUCACCAACUGUGCCCUGUCCUACAAAGGAGCUUUCUGGUACAAGAACUGUCACCGUGUCAACCUGAUGGGGAGAUAUGGCGACAACAACCACAGUCAGGGAGUUAACUGGUUCCACUGGAAGGGCCACGAAUACUCGAUCCAGUUUGCAGAGAUGAAGCUAAGACCCAGCAACUUCAGAAAUCUAGAAAGUAGACGCAAACGGGCAUAAACUCCAGGGACAACUGGGUGAGAGAAGAGGAGGGCCCAGGGAAAGAAAAGGAUUUUACCAAAGCAUCAAUAUACCCAGUCCAACCAUCUGGCAACACCUGGGCAUUGGGCAAGAGUCAAGGCUGACCCCAGGCCAUGAGGCCACUGCAUCACCCACUCUGCGGUCACUUCCUUCACACCAAAGACAGCAGGCUGCAGCAGGCUUCUGUUUUGUUGUUUGACUCAGAAAAAUCCUUCCAGUGACAACAACACAAUGGUUUUUACUUCUCUUGGGUGGCUCUGGGGAUGGGAGAGGGGAAGACAGUGGUAGUUUGUUUUAGAACCAGCUGUAUUUUAAACAAAGCUAUAUAAUUAAUUGUCAUUAUUUUUGUUAGUAAAGAUAAAAUGUGUGUCAUUGGAAUUUGACCCCCCUUUUUUUACAUUUUCUACAACCCAAGUCAGAAAAGCAAUGCUGUUUUCCUUUCAAGGAGAUGAUUAAUAUUAUUAAUAUAAUAAUGAUGAUGAUGAUGAGGACUAAGGAUUUUUAAAGAGUUGUUCCUUUCCCAAAAACAUCUGGACAGUACCUGACUGUAUUUUUUUUUAAUAAAACCACAAGUACUUUUGA
This is a messenger RNA of Chinchilla lanigera (long-tailed chinchilla), 6940 nucleotides long. It is a transcript of the gene Tnc, whose product is annotated as tenascin C. The record is from RefSeq and is a predicted model, not a curated record. NCBI's taxonomy places the organism in Eukaryota, Metazoa, Chordata, Mammalia, Rodentia, Chinchillidae. Gene Ontology annotation, molecular function: protein binding.